CCUUUCAACUUCCAUUUUCUUUCCGUGGGUGUUGGGACCAUGCAUGUUGGGUUGAUGGACACCACUGCGGAGCUGAAAAGCAUCGAAUCCGUAAUCCGUAACAGAAGGGAACAAAUUCUACCUUUUCAUUUCGUCUCUAAUGGCAAUCAACACAUGCCUCCUUCUUUUGCUACUUUUGGUUGCUGGGUUUCCUUGUAAAGCUUCAGACGAACGUCUCGUCUCUCGAAUCGCCUUCGGGUCGUGUUCUAACCAGAGCUCUCCUCAGCCCAUUUGGAAAGCCAUAAUUGACUUUGAUCCCCAAAUUUUUAUUUGGAUGGGGGAUAAUAUAUAUGGAGACAUUAGGCGACCCUUUAAACUAUUUGGGAAAGAAAGAACAUUUGGGCCAUGGAAGAAUGUCCAACGGUUUGUUCCAGUCUCUGAGGAGGAAAUGCAGAUAAGAUAUAAGAAAGCUAAGAGCAAUCCAGGAUAUUCUCAGCUACGAGAGAAAACUCAGGUAAUUGGCACAUGGGAUGACCAUGAUUAUGGAUUAAAUGAUGCAGGGAAAGAAUUUAGCAGAAAGGAAAUUAACCAAAGGCUUCUAUUAGAUUUCCUAGAUGAACCCCAAGAUAGCCCAAGGCGUAAACAGGCUGGUGUGUAUGCCUCAUAUACAUUUGGCCCCAAGGAUAAAAAUAUCAAGGUUAUUCUCUUGGAUACCAGAUACCAUAGAGACCCACUAUUCAGUGAUGGAAGCAUUUUGGGCAGUUCUCAAUGGGCAUGGUUAGAGAAAGAGUUGAAUGACCCUACAUCAACAUUUACCAUUAUUGGAUCUUCUAUUCAGGUCAUAUCAAAUCUUUCUGCAACUACAGGCCCAUUAUUCUAUAUGGAGUCAUGGGGGCGUUUCCCAAAAGAGAGAGAUCGUUUGUUUAAAUUGAUUGCAGAUAGCAAGAGAGAUGGGGUCUUUUUCAUAAGUGGCGAUGUUCAUUUUGGAGAGAUUUCAAGAUAUGACUGUGCAUCUAGAUAUCCACUCUAUGAAAUAACUUCAAGUGGGCUUACUCAAGCUGUUGAGAAGGCAGUCCCCCAAUCAUUGCAUUUUCUAGUUAGAGUUUUGGCAUGGUUGACACCAACAACGAUGAGAAUUAUUGGUCCAGAUUGCUGUUACAAAUCAUGCACAUAUGGCCAGCCAAAUUUUGGUGCAAUUGAGAUAGAUUGGAAUGCUACUCCAGUGACUAUGAAGGCUGAAGUGAGGGAUGUGAACGGAAAUACUGUUACAGGUAUAAAUAUUUCAUCAUUGGAGUUGCAAAGUGGUGAAGAUGAUAUGGUUGCCAAGAAAUCUGGGGAAAUCCAGCGGCACUGUUCCCUUGAAGUCAAUCUACCAUGGAUCAUCAGAUACCGUUUAGCUAUUCUAUUUUCUGGUGCUUUAAUGGGAUCCAGUUCAACCUUUAUGGGAGAUGGCUGACCUCUUACAUGUAGCUAGGGGACCCUGUGGAAUUCUGAUUCCUAUGUCUGUAGAUGACAUCAGAAGGGAGAUGGCUGACCUCUUACAUGUAGCUACGGAACCCUGGAUUCUAAGUCUGUUCUGAGUUGAGAGGAGGAUUGUGAUGUGUAUCUUUGAUUUGGAUAGAAAGUAAUGAAUACAAUGAUAAUGUUGACUGAUCAGGAGUUUAUAGGAUCUGGUUCAACCUUUAUGGGGAUCAAUGACAGACCCCCAAGUAUAAAAGAGUAAUAUCUUUAUUAUUCUUAUUUUUCAUCUCUCAAUGAAGGAUAGUGUGUAUCUGAAACAAAACAGCUUUUGAUCCUCAAUUUAUAUAUUCAUGAAACAUGGUUCAAGAAACCCUACAAGCUGCCCACUUCCCCUCCCCCCCUCUCUCUCAUACCCAUUCCUACCUUCAAACCAUCAUUUUACUUUUUACAGUGACCUCUUUCUCUAUACAUGAUGACAUGACACUUUACAUCGCUUCUCAUCGUAACAACCCACCAAACUGGUUAAAAGAAUUUAGUCUUUUAGUAAUAUAUCAUCAUCAUCAUCAUCAUUCAGGCCUUAUCCCAACUAUAUGGAGUCAGCUACAUGUUUCACCAUUCUGUUCAGUUUAAUGGGUUACACAAUGAGGGGGUAACCCGCCCUCAGAGGCUCAGACUACACCACCCCUCCCCAACCCUGGUGAAGGUGGGGAUUCAAUCCCAUCUAUUACAACAAUCCGGAUGCUUUUACUUGUAAGCUAGCUGGCACCUUCCUAUGAUUAACUUCUUUGUGAGCUGUUUUUAUCCCCUGUAGAGAAAUCCAUGCCCCUCAGCCAGAAGUGGAAACACAUAAUGACUUAAAUAAGCUCAUGCAGUGGUCUUGCUCAAACCACAUGAAUAAUUAGAAUGCAUUUAGGCCCUAAAUAUAAUUUCAAAUUACAAUAAAAUCCAUGAUAGAAAUUUAAACUACAAAUAUUACCGACAUCCUCUGACAGAUAAAAUUGAAGGAAAUGUGAUUAA
Nelumbo nucifera (sacred lotus) is the source of this 2457-nucleotide messenger RNA. Its product is annotated as Calcineurin-like metallo-phosphoesterase superfamily protein. Lineage: Eukaryota; Viridiplantae; Streptophyta; Magnoliopsida; Proteales; Nelumbonaceae. The record is from RefSeq and is a predicted model, not a curated record.